UCUAGGUAAAGACUGAUCUCCAAAAUAAUAUCUCAGCAUCCAGUAACCAUGGUUAACAGAUCACAACCAUUUAAUACCAAUGUAUCUCCCUUAGCACCUCACCAUGGGGAAGGACAUAUUCAUAUGCCUUCACCAGCACCUGCAUUAAACAUGCAGAGAGUUACACAAGUUCUUACCACCUUGGGGCACCAUUCAGGGUGCCUUUUCAUCUGAUUAAAUUUAUAAUGAACAGCGACAUUGCGGUUGUCCCAAGUGGAUGGUAUGAUGAUAGGAUGGUUUUCUGGCCCAGCUAUAAAAACACCGACAGAAUUGAAAGGGCAGCUUUAAAUGAGGAGCAGCAUGAGCCAAACUGGCCAAGAUUUGACGUUUCUGUUGUCCGAACUUGUGACAACUACAAAGACGCAUUAAAAAUAAUGCAACAAUAUGGAAAGGGCUGCAACACCUCAGACCUGCAAUCUGAGGCAGAGAACGAGGAGCUGCCAGAAAAAAGGAACAGGAAGCCAGUCCAUCGUCUCGGGGACUCAGAUGAUAGCGAAGAAGACCCGGGAAAUAGUGACCUCACAUCUCUGGGGUUGGCAAGCCAAUUGCACAGGCAGACUCCACCGUCUCGCCGAGUGCCAGCAAGAGUCAUGAGUACUUGUCAACUCGACUCCUCAACUGGAGAUAACUUUCUAGCACCUCACCAUGGGGAAGGACGCAUUCAUAUGCCUUCACCAGCACCUGCAUUAAACAUGCAGAGAGUUACACAAGGAACGGCAGUCCCUCCUCGACUCCCUCCACCCCCCUCACCAGCAGCCCUCAACAUGUGGCAGACCGAGGAGCCUGGAUCCAGCCUGGCCUACAGGCCAACAUGGCGAGGGGGAAGAAUGGCCGACAACAUUUCCUGCUCUGCGCCUGAGGUAAUCCACAUCCUUAGCCUGCUGGAAACUAUUAAGCACAACCAAGACCAGCUGAUUGCGAAGGUGCUGUGAGUAAAAAUGUGUUGACAAGGUCAGCCACGGACGCUGAGGUCACCAAACACGCCAUCAGGUGGUUCAACUUGGCGGGGGAUCGGGCAACGAGGAGACGAGUC
Entelurus aequoreus (snake pipefish) is the source of this 1072-nucleotide messenger RNA. RefSeq lists its product as uncharacterized. Lineage: Eukaryota; Metazoa; Chordata; Actinopteri; Syngnathiformes; Syngnathidae. The record is from RefSeq and is a predicted model, not a curated record. Bases 225 to 971 code for a protein of 248 amino acids. The transcript has 10 exons.